CUGGUGUGUAGUUACUUUUCAAUCAAUAUGGAGAAACACCAAGUGAUGCUCCCUACUUCAUCUACAUCAUCAACUCCCUUUUCAUCUGAUUUUAAAGUUGAUUAUAUUAAUUCUACUGUUCAUGUUGAGAAUGAGGCUAUAAGAACUCAAAGGAAGGCCAUAUCAGCGCAGAACAAAAGAGACAAAGAGUUUAUAAUUAAGCAGCACAGAUAUGUAUUUCAAACAAAGAGUCCGGUUGAUGUUCUGGACGAUGGGUACCAGUGGAGAAAAUAUGGGAAAAAGAUAGUGAAAAACAAUAAGUUUCCAAGAAGUUACUACAGGUGCUCUCAUCAAGAUUGCAAUGUCAAGAAACAAAUCCAACGCCAUUCCCGAGAUGAACAGAUUGUGGUAACAACCUACGAAGGGACACAUACACACCCAGUCGACAAGUCAGCGGAAAGCUUCGACCAAAUCUUGGGAAACCUACUCAUAGGCAACCUAGUAUGUAAUGUGCCUCCCACAUUGGAAUAGAAUAUGAGGGAAUUGUUAAUGGAAGUUAAUCGUGUCAUCCAAAGGACCUUAAUGCCGUGGAUAAUUGACAUAAUAUAUACCUAGCUUGUUUGUUUAUUUGCCUAUCUGAAGCAUUUGUAUCAUAAUGUGAUUGUCAUUUGUCAACAUAAUGCUUUUGAAGAUACUCAAAAGUAUGGUCUUCUUACAACAAUUAUGUCAUAGAAGCACAAUAUGUUAUGCGUUAAAAAAAACAUAAAAGAUUCUAGUUCAAUGACAAGUUAUUGCA
Glycine soja is the source of this 775-nucleotide messenger RNA. RefSeq names its product probable WRKY transcription factor 43. Lineage: Eukaryota; Viridiplantae; Streptophyta; Magnoliopsida; Fabales; Fabaceae. Bases 28 to 510 code for a protein of 160 amino acids. Gene Ontology annotation, molecular function: DNA-binding transcription factor activity; sequence-specific DNA binding. Gene Ontology annotation, biological process: regulation of DNA-templated transcription. The transcript has 2 exons. The record is from RefSeq and is a predicted model, not a curated record.